AUGGAAGGACAGCCAGAUGCAGAGACAAGAAAUCAAGACCAGAUGAAUCACGAAAAGGAACGUGCAGAGGAUGAGUGGAACAGUUGGCGAAGAGGACAGGUUCGGAACACGCUGUACCUCGUGUCCGCAGCUGCUCAGUGGAUAUUACUGCUCACCUGCUUGAUUUACCUCGGUAUAGAUUCUCUGCAACCCUCAACGGAUAUAGAGAAAUCUGAAGCAGUCAGUAAGGAUCACCUCUGUGCCUCCAGCAUCCCUGGCAGCCUUUCCUGCACACGGGUGAAGGAGCUGCUCUAUUCCUGUAACACGAGGCCAAAUACAUGGAAGUCAGCCCAACACGCAUCUCAGCAGCUCACCUGCUCGUAUAGGAAGCCUGUGGCAAAGGGGGCUAGAUCGCCCUCCCGGCUGCGAAUGGAAGGCGAUAGCAGGAGGAGCCGCCCGCUCGUUGCCUUAACUAGGAUGUCUCUCUUUAUUUUUCAGGCUCCGAGAGACAUUUGGACCCACAUUCGAUACACAGGUGAAAGCAUCGAAGGAGUAGCCUUGAAUCUGAUAGCUGAAGUGGGCUUUAUUCAGAUCCAAAAUGGUUCCAUCAUAAUCCCCUGUGAUGGCCUCUACCUAGUGUCACUGAAGGGCAUUAUCCAUCUCCCUGUCCCAGCUGUGCUGAAGCUGACACUGUGGAAGAUCAGUGAGUCCCUCUGGGAGCAAACUGUCCAGGGCAGAAGAAAUGCAGUAGAUAUCACCACAGUGCUCUACUUGUUUAAAGAAGACAACAUCACCCUGCAGACCAGCUCCAACGCCACCAUCGAGGAUUUGUCAUUUAGCCUUGCGUUACUGAACCACUGUAAAUGAUGACACGUGAA
Molecule: messenger RNA, 857 nt
Organism: Colius striatus (speckled mousebird)
Lineage: Eukaryota; Metazoa; Chordata; Aves; Coliiformes; Coliidae
Exons: 5
Coding region: 1-846 (281 amino acids)
Molecular function (GO): cytokine activity
Source: RefSeq, a predicted model, not a curated record